Messenger RNA from Chelonoidis abingdonii (Abingdon island giant tortoise), 3271 nucleotides. It is a transcript of the gene CSGALNACT1, whose product is annotated as chondroitin sulfate N-acetylgalactosaminyltransferase 1. Gene Ontology annotation, cellular component: Golgi cisterna membrane. Gene Ontology annotation, molecular function: glucuronosyl-N-acetylgalactosaminyl-proteoglycan 4-beta-N-acetylgalactosaminyltransferase activity. The record is from RefSeq and is a predicted model, not a curated record. NCBI's taxonomy places the organism in Eukaryota, Metazoa, Chordata, Testudines, Testudinidae.
GAAACUGGUUUUUUUUCCCCCACCCCGUAGACUGUUUGCUGUCAGGAAACACUGAAGCUGAACACAAGGCUUUCAUUGCAGAUUUCUAUCAAAAGACCUAAAAUUAGUUGCAUCAGGAAGGAAGGAUGUAGGUGUAUCGCUAUUGCCUUGCCUCUUUCCAGCCUAUGAUUGAGGUCACCCUUUGCCGACUGCUGCAAGCUGAUAAGAUAACAAUGGGAGUGACUGUGGGGAGUGGCGGGUGUCACUUGGCUCACAGCUUCUCCUUUGCAGCUGGGCUCUUAGCACUGCCGAGUACAUGUGAGGCUGCACCUGAUACCCGAGCGGAGCGUGCACUUUAGAAGGAAGCUGCCAAACCCACUCGUGCACAUACAUGCAUCUGUUUCGGGGCUCUAUUUGGACACACACAGCAAUGUAGGAGCUGAUGUACCCACUCCUGCCCCCGGAGAGAUGAUGGUUCGGCGAGGGCUGAGUCCCUGGCUUCCUCGGAUGGUCGUUCUGCUUGUGGUGCUCUGCUCUGCCUUGUCCGUCCUCUACAUGUUGGCCUGUACGCCGAAGGGCAUCGAUGAGCAGCUUGCAUUCCCCAGGGCCAACAGCCCAACAGGAAAGGAGGGGUACCAGGCCAUUCUGCAGGAGCGGGAGGAGCAGCACCGCAAUUACAUCAACAGCCUCAAGAAGCAAAUUGCGCAGCUGAAGGACGAGCUGCAGGAGCGGAGCGAGCAGCUGAAAAGCCUGCAGGACCACUACACUGACUCGCUGGGUCCAGGGCUGGAGCGCAGCAACCCAGAGAAGACCCCUGCCGACCUGCUGGAGUUCCUGCGCUCCCAAAUCGACAGAGCUGAGGUGCACGCCGGCGCCAAGUUGCCCACGGAGUACGCGGCUGUGCCCUUUGAGAGCUUCACCCUGCAGAAAGUAUAUCAGCUGGAGACGGGGCUGACACGCCACCCCGAGGAGAAACCCGUGAGGAAGGAUAAGCGGGACGAGCUGGCGGAGGCUAUUGAGUUGGCCCUGGAGACUUUAAACAGCCCAGACAGUGACAGCAACGCAAAUCAUCACAUGUACACAGCCUCAGACUUCAGAGAAGGCAUGUACCGAACAGAAAAAGACAAAGGCACGUUGUAUGAGCUUACUUUCAAAGGAGACAGACCACACAAAUUCAGACGAAUCGUUUUAUUCAGACCAUUUGGUCCCAUCAUGAAAGUGAAGAAUGAGAACCUCAACAUGGCCAACACGCUCAUUAACAUUGUAGUUCCAUUAGCCAAGAGAGCCAGCAAGUUUCGACAAUUUAUGGAAAAUUUCAGGGAAAUGGGCAUUGAGCAGGAUGGGAGAAUUCACCUCACUGUAGUUUACUUUGGAAAAGAACAAAUGAAUGAAGUGAAAGCAAUACUUGAAAACACCUCCAGAUCAGCUAACUUCAAGAAUUUCACCUUUAUCCAGCUGAAUGAAGAAUUUUCGAGAGGGAAAGGAUUAGACAUAGGUGCUCGCAUUUGGAAAGGAAACAACGUCGUUCUCUUUUUUUGUGAUGUAGAUAUCUACUUCACUGCUGAAUUCCUGAACACCUGUAGAUUGAACACACAGCCAGGGAAGAAAGUAUUUUACCCAGUUCUUUUCAGCCAGUAUAACCCAGGUAUAAUAUACGGGCAUCAUGGUUCCAUCCCGCCCUUAGAACAGCAGCUGGUUAUAAAAAAGGAAACUGGAUUCUGGAGAGACUUUGGCUUUGGAAUGACAUGUCAGUACAGGUCUGAUUUUAUCAACAUAGGUGGCUUUGAUCUGGACAUUAAAGGCUGGGGAGGAGAAGAUGUUCAUCUCUACCGCAAAUACCUUCACAGUAACCUUAUCGUGGUCAGGACGCCUGUCCGAGGCCUCUUCCAUCUCUGGCAUGAAAAGCGCUGCCUGGAUGAGCUGACCCCGGAGCAGUACAAGAUGUGCAUGCAAUCCAAAGCCAUGAAUGAGGCUUCUCACAGCCAGCUGGGGAUGCUCGUCUUCAGGCAUGAGAUUGAGGCUCACCUACGCAAACAGAAAACCAGCAGCAAAAAGACGUGAAGCCAAAACCCAACUAGUUGGUUGUAUUUUCAAAAAGACUAUAGCUGCUUAAAGAGAGUGUGGGAACCGGAGCAGAAAAGCGGGAGCUGGCAGGAAAAGGAAGACAAAAGGAAACGCUUGCGCUCCCUUUUCUUACCUUCCUUAGCAGAGCUUUUGAAUAUGCCGUUUAGCCUGCUGUCCCCCACUGGCUCAUGCCACGAAAUUGGAGGCAAAGGCAGAGCAAGAUGGAAGAUGGCAGAAACUAGUACCUUGUGUUUGAUACUUGUGCGCCCUAACAAAGGGUUUGUUGCGGUUCAUUGAAAUAUCCACGUGUGAUGACAGCUGUCCUGAUCCCGCAAAGACUUCUGGCCAUCUUUCAUAUACUCCAGUGGGGUUGCUCAUACACGUAAGUGUUGGCAGGACCAGGCCUCCCAUGGCCUAUGUAUUCAAAAGUGAGGAGUGAUUUUAGGGGUCCACUUUGACACACCUAAAAGGGGCCUGAUUUUCAAAAAGCAUAGAGCACCCGCCCUUCAAAAAACACUCGUUACAGGUGGCUCAAAUAAUAUCCACAAUCAGUAGUCACAUUUGAAAAUCUGGGCCAGUCUUUAAUAGUUAGACACAUUCACAUUGAGUUUUCUAGAGAUAAGCGCCUAAGAAAAGGCUUUCUGGAAUCUAGAAAGCUAAAGAUCAAGUAAAAUAUGAAAUUCCAAAAUGCUGGAUAAUGGUGUUAUACUCCAUUCUGUACAUUAAACCAAAAAUGAAAAGCCAGAGCUUGGAGCUUUCUUUGGACUAGCCUGUUGUUCUAGAGAACUUUAAGUAUCUGGGUUGGUUUGUUCUAAAGUGAACAUUUUUUUGCUUGUGAGUUAUUUUGUGCCGAUGUAAGUUUCCUACUUCAGGCCUUACUGAGAAAUAGCACAACCUUCCUGUACGUUUUGAAAAUGGUUUGCAGUUUAGAUCAUAGAUCCAUUUCUCUCACCAGUCAGGUCUCUAUCCUGAAACUGGUUACCAGGUUGAAAUGCACACCUUCUUUCUACUGGAGACAGAGCAAAGAGAAUUCACUUAUCUGAAGGAGAACACAAAUACUGAAAUGGAGAAACUUUUUUAUUCCAAUAGAAAAGGGAACAUAAUCUGCAAUCCUGAUUUAAUGAGAGACUCUAAAUAAUGAAUGUUGUACAUAAGAGCAGCCAUUCUGGGUCAGACCAAAGGCCCACCUAGCCCAGUAGCCUGUCUACUGACUGUGGCCAAUGCCAGG